This is a messenger RNA of Thalassophryne amazonica, 4985 nucleotides long. RefSeq names its product platelet endothelial aggregation receptor 1 (gene pear1). Lineage: Eukaryota; Metazoa; Chordata; Actinopteri; Batrachoidiformes; Batrachoididae. Gene Ontology annotation, cellular component: membrane. Gene Ontology annotation, molecular function: protein binding. The record is from RefSeq and is a predicted model, not a curated record.
GUAUUUUUCCUCAGAAUGAUACUGACUCUGCAGAGCUCUGCAGCCUUGCUGCUUUUUAGCUUCCUGAUUGGACUGUGCUACACUCUGAACCCCAGAGACCCAAAUGUGUGCAGCCUGUGGGAGAGCUUCACCACGUCGGUGAAGGAAUCUUACUCACAUCCUUAUGACCACGUGACACAGGAGCCUUGCUCAGAUCCUCGGACCUCCUACAGAUGCGCACGUCACAGGAUCACCUACAAGACGGCCUACAGACAGGCAGUGAAGACUGACUACCGCAGGAGAUACCAGUGCUGUCCAGGCUUUUAUGAAAGCAGAGACAAGUGUGUCCCGCGCUGCACUAAGGAGUGUGUGCAUGGCCGGUGUGUCGCUCCAGACCGCUGCCAGUGUGAGGGAGGCUGGCGAGGAGAUGACUGUUCCAGUGCCUGUGAUGACAAACACUGGGGAGCAGGCUGCAGUCAACAGUGCAAGUGUGAAAAUGGAGCGCGCUGCGAUCCUGUCAGGGGGAAGUGUCAAUGUCCUCCAGGUUACACAGGACAGUACUGUGAGCAGCCUUGUCCAGCAGGCACCUUCGGGAUAACCUGUCUGCAGCGCUGCAAGUGUGGGACGGGAGGAUCCUGUGAUAAAGCCACCGGAGAGUGUGUUUGCCUAGAUGGAUACACGGGGACUUUCUGUGAGAAGGUGUGUCCUAGGAGUCGAUGUCCCUGUAGAUGCCCCUGUCAGAAUGGUGGGAUCUGUAAGGGCAAAGGGAUCGUGACUGCCCACCUGGGAUGGACGGGUCCAGUAUGCACAGAGCGUUGUCCACAGGGACAGUUUGGACCAAACUGUGCUGAGGAGUGUAUUUGCCCACAACAGGGGCCGUGUGACCCUGAAACUGGACACUGCCACUGUGCCAAAGGUUUCACUGGAAAUAGAUGUAAUGAAGAAUGUGCUGUGGGCACUUAUGGUCAGGACUGUGAUGGCGUGUGUGACUGUGCUAAUGGCGCACGCUGCUACAACAUUGAUGGAGGCUGUCUGUGUGAGCCGGGCUUCAGUGGGCCACACUGUAGGGACCGGAUGUGUAAACAUGCCAAAUACGGCAUGCACUGUGAGCGCACGUGCCUCUGUCAAGACAAACACACACUCAGCUGCCACCCUAUGAAAGGAGAGUGCACGUGCCAGCCAGGGUGGGCAGGUCUCUACUGCAAUGAGACCUGCGCUCACGGUUUCUAUGGCCACGGUUGUCUGGAGCCGUGUCUGUGUGUGAAUGGAGGGGUGUGCGAUAGCGCCACGGGUCAGUGCCAGUGUGCCCCGGGUAUACGAUUUGAAUAUUGGGAUUCACGUGAGACUCCCUGUAAAAGUGGCACCUAUGGCAAGAACUGCUCCCUGGAAUGCUCAUGUGACAAUUUUAUUGACUGUUCACCGAUUGAUGGGAUGUGCUUCUGCAAAGAGGGCUGGAAAGGGUCAGACUGUUCCACCCCCUUGUCUGAGGGAACCUGGGGCCCAGGAUGCAAUGCCACCUGCCACUGUGCAAAUGGGGCAGAAUGUAACCCUGCAGAUGGAUCCUGUAAAUGUCCCUUUGGCUGGCAGGGGGAGCACUGUGACCAACCGUGCCCCAUGGGCAUGUUUGGUCCGGGCUGCCUGAAGAGGUGUGAUUGUGUUCAUGCUGACGGCUGCCAACCUACCAGUGGGGAGUGCCACUGUCAGCCAGGCUGGUGGGGUCAGCGCUGCAGUGAGCCAUGCUCCGAUGGCCUGUGGGGGCGCUACUGUAACCAGACCUGUUUCAAGCAUUGCCCAAAUAGUGACACGUGUGUGAGAGAAACUGGAGCAUGUGUCUGUCGCUCUGGUUACUGGGGUGUCAGAUGUCAGAACAAAUGUAGACCAGGUACGUAUGGCGACCAGUGCAGUAUGAUCUGUCCAUCCUGUGGCCAAUCAUAUCGUUGCCACCAUGUGACUGGAGAAUGUAAUUGUCUUCCUGGAUACACUGGACCCAACUGUGAUCAAGUCUGCCCAGGUGGCUACUAUGGGAGGCAGUGCACUGAAGUGUGUGUUACUUGUGCCAACAACUCCACAUGCAAUCACCGUGAUGGUCACUGUGAGUGUCUACCUGGUUGGACAGCUACCGACUGCUCCAAACCCUGUAGUCCCGGCUACUUUGGUCCAUUCUGUACCCAGACCUGCUCCUGUUCCACAAACGCUCCCUGUGAUCGAUUUACUGGUGUCUGUUUGUGUGAAAGCGGAGAAGAUGACUGUAAUCAAGACUCAACACAUCAGUCAGGAAGUGUUAUGGUUCCUCUUCCGCCCGGUGAGAGGGAGUCAUGGGGGGCCAUCAGCGGCAUUGUGGUACUUGUUAUCCUGGUGGUCUUGCUGCUGGCACUCCUGCUGCUGUACCGCCGCAGGCAAAAGGAGAAACAGAAUAACACACCAACCGUCUCCUUCUCCACUAGCCGCACAGUCAACUCGGAAUACGCGGUUCCAGAUGUUCCUCACAGCUACCAUCACUAUUACUCCAACCCCAGCUACCACACGCUGAGGCCGCCGCUGCCGCACCUCCCCAACAAUCACGACCGCACCAUCAAGAACACCAACAACCAGCUGUUCUGCAGUGUGAAAAACACAGAGAGAGAGAGGCGGGGCCUGUUUGGCGUCGAAAGCAAUGCAACGCUGCCUGCAGACUGGAAACAUCACGAGCACCGUAAAGACCCGGGAGCUUUUGGACUCGAUCGGAGCUACAGUUACAGUGCCAGCCUUGGAAAAUAUCACAACAAAGAGCUGAAGGAUACGGCAGCGGUGAGCAGCAGCUCUCUGAACAGCGAGAAUCCGUACGCUACUAUCAAAGACCUGCCUGGUCUGCCCUGCUGCCCUCCAGAGAGCAGCUACAUGGAGAUGAAGUCGGCUGUGCCCAGGGAGCGAGCAUACACCGAAAUCAGUGCUCCGCCGUUCAACCCCGUCACCUUACGCAGGGGUGAAACGCAGCUUUCCCUCGGCCAUGCUCCACACGAUGACCCCCAGAGCCACUAUGACCUCCCUGUGAACAGCCACAUCCCAGGACACUACGACCUGCCACCUGUCCGCCGCCCGCCCAUCCCCUCCCCUAGGAGGGCACCUCAGUGACACUCAUCGCAGGAUUUCCGCUUUUCUUCCUCAGUCUGGGAGGUCUUCAGCUCGCACAAGGAGCAAAAUCCUCCUCUCUCAAUCAGAGUGCCUUUAGGCAGAGACCACCACCCACAAAGGGGACAGCCUGACCCACGAAGGACACUUUCCAUCACAGCACCCGGGUUCACCUCGGUGCCCUGUGGGGAAACAGUGCACCUCAGUGGACCCACCAGUGGUACUGACGUCACCGGGACAGACUUGUUAUCCAGACUGUGGAGCAGCAGGCUUCAGACACACUGGCACUGUAGCACCCCUGCAGGCUUUCUGCUGCAUUGCACAUCCCAUGGGAACAAAUCCAAAGCCUUGUUUGAGCUCAUCUGAAUAUGCUGUAUUUGACGUUUUCCAGCUAGUGUUCAUCACAAAAAAGCAUCAUAUUCAAACUUGUGUUUUAUCGCACACUUGAUAUCUAGAAUAAUUUUGCUUUUGUUAAAAUUGUUGUUGUUGACACUAAAUUGUUAAAAUUUAGUGUCAUUGCCUUUUGAAAAAAUCUUUUGCAUACAGGUUUAGCUUUAAAUGCAGCUUGUCAACAAAUCAAAUUGUUAAAUGUGCAACCUUCUAAACCACCUGAUGCAUCGGAAUUCAUGUUCUACAUAAUUAUUCAUGCUUUUUGUUUAUGUCUUUAAUUAUUGUACUUUAUAUAUUUUCAGGGUUUAGGAAGUUGUUGACAUCAGUUUCCUUUGCCCAAAGUACCAGAAUUUUUUUUAAUUUUCCAUCUCAAGCCAAACAAACUGAACAUUGUUCCAAAGUGUAUAUUGCAAACGUCUCUUUUACAUCAUGAAUGUGGCAUUUAUAGGAUAUAUGCGGGUCACUGAGGCAAAUAUUUGGCUCACUUUUCACUGCCAUUUUGUAAAUACAAAUAUACUGUAUAUUGCUGGCCUCAACUUUUAUAAGAAAGGCUCUAUUAAAAUGUUUGGAAAAACUGGGUGUUUGGGCCAAAGGUCAAACAUUAGGUUUAACGCAGCUUUCGGAGUAUCAGCACUUGCUGUUUGCAUUUACAAAUUGCAGAUUUAAUGUUGCGUUGUGUUCGCUUUGUAAGUUGUCGUAUCUCAGUUUGUGUUAGCUGUAAAUGUUUUGUCUCAAAUUCACCAGUUUAAAUUUUGAAACACGAUAUGUUUUUAUUCCUUUAGCUAUUUGUGCAUAUAACCGCUCACACGUGUACAUAAUGUAAAUAAAUUGCUGCAGUUUUGUGGUUUCGACACUUAAAGGAAACAAUUUAACAAAAAUCACUAGGAAACAAGUUUAUUCUGCAUUAUUGUAGAAAAGAAAAAGCAAAAAAAAGACCAUUACAUCAAAUCAUUGCAUGGCUUUUACAUACUGCAACAACACAAUAUUACAGCAAUAUUUCAACAGACUCAAAUUUAAUUACAACUUUGGUAUUAAGAGCCAACGACAGGAAAUACUUUAAAUCUUCAAAUACUUCACAGGAUUUUCAGAGGCAUAUUUAAGUGCUUAAAAUUUGGCAUGUUGCAAAUGGUAAUUCAAUAAAGAAGAGUUAAAGCUUUCAAAGUUUUAAUGUGCCAAAUGUCAAUUUAUCAGCUUAAAGUAAAACUAAAAAUGCAUGUCUGAGUUGGACCAGAUUAACUUUAUCUACACAAAUGUUUUAAUGAGCACCUGUCAUUUUCAACAUAAUUCUAACAUAAAACCUCAUGAAUGACAUUUUCUGUUCAUGAUCGGUGACAUCGGCCUCUGAAAAACUGCGCCCUUUACCCGCUGUAGAUUCUGUCGUGCUUGUGCAUCAUUAUGUUUCAUAACAUUACAUGCAGACAUGAAAUACACAACGGUUUAUUUAUUAUAAAUCUAUGUCUGUAGACUGAACACUAAAUAUCUUUGGAUCAAUUUACUUAUGUCCUAAA